AUGCCUCAUUCCACGACAUCAGGCACUUACGUCCGAGAGUCCUCCGUCUCGCGAUCGAGCACCAAAACUCUGGGAGACCACCCCGGCGAUGGCGAUGCCGAUUCCGGACUUGAGAAGUUCCCAGACCAUAUCGACUCGCCAGCCAUGCGCGGCAUUGGCGCAAGAUCCCUGAGCCCCGCUGGCCUGAAUGGAUAUGGGGUCGGUAUAAAUGGAGGAACCCAGGCGAAUCCGGAGCGGUGGCUGCCACGCAGAGAUAUGGCCCCGACGAAGGGUGUAAGAUGGGGUCCCUCAUUGGGACCACCGGCCGCCGCUUCAGUCUCUCGGGGCCACGGCCGACAAAAGAGCAUAGGCGACGCAUUCCGGACGAUUAGGGGUCGUAGUGGGAGCGUCAGCCAGAAUGCUCAUGAGCUAGCAGAUGCUCUGCGGGCGCCAAUAUCUCCCAAACUCAUUGGUCUUUGCGUUAUGUGGUACAUGUCGUCCGCCUUAACCAACACCUCUUCCAAGUCGAUUCUGAACGCCUUCGACAAACCUGCGACCUUAACCAUGAUACAAUUCUUCCUGGUUGCCUUCUACUGCAUCAUGUCCUCGUGGCUGGCGUCUGUGUUUCCCACCAUACGAACCAAAAUACCGGCACUACAUAACCCAAUACGAUCACCAUCAAGAGAUGUCAUUAUGACCACCUUGCCACUCGCCGCAUUCCAGAUCGGCGGUCACUUGCUGAGCGCUACCGCCACCUCGAAGAUCCCCGUUUCCAUGGUCCAUACCGUCAAGGGGCUCUCGCCUCUGUUCACCGUCUUCGCAUACCGGUUCAUCUUCGACAUCCGAUACCCGCGUGCUACAUACUACUCACUGAUACCGCUCACGCUUGGCGUCAUGUUGGCAUGCUCCUCGAACCAUACCUUCAAGGGCGAUAUGCUGGGAAUACUCUAUGCUCUCCUGGCGACUAUCAUAUUCGUGACCCAGAACAUCUUCUCCAAGCGGUUGUUCAACGAAGCCGCGAGGGCGGAAGCCGAUGGACAAGCGACCAAGUCCCGCAAGCUCGAUAAGCUGAAUCUUCUAUGCUAUUCCUCGGGAAUGGCUUUUGUGCUGACGUCUCCGAUAUGGUUUUGGAGUGAAGGUAUCGGUCUGAUUCGUGAUUUUGUUCAUGAUGGUGCCCUGGAUCUGUCUGCUCAACCAAACAGUUUCGACCACGGCCGUCUGACUAUGGAAUUUCUAUUCAACGGAACGUUCCAUUUUGGACAGAAUAUCCUAGCCUUCGUUCUGUUGUCUAUGGUCUCGCCCGUCACCUACUCUGUUGCGUCGUUGAUCAAGCGGGUAUGGAUCAUCGUGGUGGCAAUCUUGUGGUUCCGUAACCCAACAACACCGCUUCAAGCUGUGGGCAUUGCACUUACGUUCGUUGGUCUGUAUUUGUAUGACAGGACGAAUGACAGCAAUAAGGCGGAUCGAAGAGCGCGCCUUCUGAGCCAGAGUUCGAAACAUGGGCAGCCAAUACUCCCCUUGAACACGGCCCAAGGGUCGACGACGCAGAACGGAGGAGGCUCUGUCUUCGAAAGCCCUAUGUCCUUGUUAAACGGCUCUACUCCUUCUUACCCGUACACCAACGGCCACUCCUCGCAAGCUGCUGCCGCAAACGAAGACUUUAAGAAGAGUGAUGACGUGGGCAAGGGGCGACAACGAGGAAGCAGCAAUGCUGCUUGGCUUACGCGGGGGACUAAGCAAGAAGAGACGUGGAGGUACGAAGAUAGAGUCCAAGCUGCGUCUUGA
Anthostomella pinea is the source of this 1764-nucleotide messenger RNA. Lineage: Eukaryota; Fungi; Ascomycota; Sordariomycetes; Xylariales; Xylariaceae. The record is from the annotation of a GenBank genome assembly.